Anopheles maculipalpis is the source of this 3231-nucleotide messenger RNA. It is a transcript of the gene asl, whose product is annotated as putative leucine-rich repeat-containing protein DDB_G0290503. Bases 19 to 3231 code for a protein of 1070 amino acids. The record is from RefSeq and is a predicted model, not a curated record. The transcript has 3 exons. NCBI's taxonomy places the organism in Eukaryota, Metazoa, Arthropoda, Insecta, Diptera, Culicidae.
AAAGUGCUCCAUCGAAGUAUGAGCGGACCGCCGGGAUUGUCGAUCUUCAACGAUGGUGUUAGCAUCAAUCUUAAUCGCAGCGAUCGACAAAAUGGCCUGGAGGAGGAAGAGCUGCAGGAGGACCAACGGCGCCUGCAGGAGGAGCUGGCGAAUGAGGUGGAAAACGCAUUCGACGACGUGAUAUGUGACGAUAACGAUACGCUUAAUUCGUUCAGCCAUCGGUACUCCGAUGAGGAUGACGACACGGCUGGACAGAGCACUAGUAAACGACCGCCGGUUCCUUCGAUGGCGCCGCUAUCACCGAGACUGCUCUCAAAUCCGGCGUUGAAUCCAAUCGAACCGGGUCAAAUGGCUCCCCUGAACGAUUACGGUGGUGCUGCCCGGGAACUACGGUUACUGCUCGAAUCGAAAACCCGAGAACUAGAGCACGUUACACGCGAGCUGUACGAGCAGCGGCACAAACAUGAGCAGCAAAUGGGCGAGCUGGAAAAACGGUUGCUUAUCGAGCAGGCGGAAAAGGAUCGUGCCAAUAUGACGCGCGACCAAACCCGCGAACUGUUGGUGCAAAGCAAGACGAAGAUUUCCGAGGUCGAGGAUACGAACGAUAAGCUGCGCGCCAAGGUGUCCUCACUGGAGGAUGAACAGGUGAAGCUGGUGGCCGAGCUGGAACAGAAAAAUUUGAGGCUACAGGACACUUUGCUUCGGUACCGAAUGUUAGAGCAAAAUACGGCUCAAAAAGCUGAUCGCCAUACGGACGCGCUGCUGAAACAGAUAGAAGAACGGCACAACGCUAAGGUGACCAUGAUGCAACAGCAGAUAGACAAUCUGCGCAGCGAGCUGAAUGAACGGCAGCAGGAUUGCCGACGGCUAGAGGCACGCUACGCUGAGCUGCAAAAAUCGCGCGAAGCGAUGCUUGUGGAACAGUCCGAGACGGUACAACGGUUGCAGGAUCAGCUAGAAGAUUCACAGCGUCAGUGCUCGAAUUUGCUGUCGAAAAGUAAAGCGCAGGGUGAUUUCGAGCAAGAAAGGUUACAAAUGCGCAAUCGAAUACGCGCUCUAGAGCAGGAACAGUCGGGCUUGCAGCAAACCAUACACGAUCUCACGAACCGGCUGGAGAAAACGAAUGCCGAACUCGACCUGAUGGAUAGUUUGGUGCACGGACAGGUGGAUGUGGAUGAGGAAAACCCGGCAGACGGCAAAAGAAUGGGCGAUGCAACCACGGGUUAUACCUUUGCCAAACGAAAUCUGAUCGGAAGCACUCCGAACAAUAAUUUACGUGAUCGUGAUGGUGGUGGCGACGGAGGAGACAGUGAUAAUCGGGUGGUACGGCUUAAGAACGAGCUGCGUGUCUGUAUGGCGGGACAGAAGGAGAAGCGUGACCUGAUACGCCAGCUGGAAGCGAACCUGCAGGCGAAAGAUCGCGAACUGGAGCAGCUGAAACGGGACGAAAGCGACACGCUCGUACAAAUGAACCAGUACAAGGAGGAAGCAUUCCGGCUGACGUCUAAGUGUAGAAUACUGGAGCAAGAGCUGGUAAAGCUUACGGCGGAUGGAACGUCCUCGAAGCAAGACAACACAUUGAACCGAAGACGAUCGAGCGGCUGCGAUCUUCGGCAGGAAGCAUUUCUUGAGGACAAAAUUUUCUCCCUACAGCAAGCAAAGCUCGAGGCAGACGAACGUAUCCAGACACUCGAUCUUGAGAAUAAACAGCUAUCCGAACGGUGUGAAACGCUCCACAACGAAGUCAGCUCCUGUGCUGCGCUAAAGCUGGAGGUGGAAAAGCAAAAGUUUUUACUGCAGGACGCCCAAAAAGAAUGCGAACGAUUGAAGCGAUUGUACAUCGAAGUAAGCGGAGCAAAGGAGGAGCUUGGACGAGAACUGUCCACACUGCGAUCACAGGACAGUGCGAAGCAGAUUGCCGUCUUGCAGGAGCAAGUUGUUUCGCUGGAGCGGGCACUUCAGCUGGCCGAACUGAAGGCGAGCGAACUUGGGAAGUUGCUUGAUAAGGAGAAGACGAACCAUGAGGAACUGUUGAAGGAGGUAACAGCGGGUGCCGGAGCCAGCAGCAGUACGAUCGAUGGUAAAGCACAGCAAAGCCAUGGUGGAAGCUGUACGAAGUGCAUCGAUGCGUUGACACAAAUCUCAAAGUUGGAGAUCGAAAAUCUCAAGCUACAAUCGUCCUGCUCAUCACAGCUGCGUGAAAUAGCUGAGCUUAAGGUACAACUAAACGAUCAGGCAGCGACCGUAACGGAGCUACACAAACGGCUCGAUCUAAAGGCGGAACGCGAUCAACUGCUAGAUGAACUGAAGGAAAAAGCUGCCCAGUUCGAGCAGAUCAUACGCAAUCAGAUUUCGACCAACUCGUCUAGCACCACGUGCGACAGUGCCACCUCACCACUGCGGAGAGUUUCUUCCUCUCGGGAUCAAAGCGUCGGAACCGAUGACCCGAUGACGUUCGAGGAUCCGGAAUCGAGACGACAGAUGCGCGAGCUGGAGCAAAAGGUGCGCGAAGAGAUGGCAAAAGUCUACGCCGGGAAGGUGAACCAGAUAGAGGAAAAGUUCGUUGCACAGUUUAACCGAUUUAAGGAAAACAUCGAUACGCUCAAGAACGAGCUGUACGAUCGGGUGGCCGAAUUGAAGGUACGCAACCAGGAGGUAGAGGUGCUGAAGUGUGCCAUCGUAACCGAGCGCGAAAAGAUGGGUGAACUGUUGGCACAGAAGGACGCCGAUGCUCGGUCACUGUUCGAUAAGCAAUCGGAGCUGAUGGGCAAGUAUAAGACCGAGCUGGCGAAUGGACAGCAAAAAGUGCAAUUUCUCGAACGUGAGCUACAGGAGAAGCGUGAGCUGGCGGCCAACGAGCGACAGUCGAUGGAGAAGCUGAUCGCACAGAUCACUGCCGAGCGCAAGAUGUUCCGCGAGCGUGAGCAAGAAAUGAACGACCGGUUCAAGGAGGUGGAGAUGGAGUACCAGAAGAGUCUGGAUUUGGUGACUGAAAAGUAUCAAUCGGCGAAGAAAACCGCACUCAAUUAUAAGAAAUAUGCGGAAGACAAGGAGCAGCACAUGCUGAAGGAGUACGAUCGCAUCAAAGAAGGCUAUAAUGUGGCGCUCCAAAAGGUGCAAACACGCAUGAAGGAAGCGUUGGAAAGCAAAGAGCAAAGUUUGCGAGAACGGAUUGCUAAGAUGGAAGCUGAAUACGAAACAAAACUGCAGAUUAUUCGGCAGAAAAGUUAA